AUGAACUCAGCUGUCAUUGCCUUUCUCACCUGCCUGCUUGUCCUCUACGUACAAAGACAAUCAGACCACAGUUCUAAUAAAUGCAAGUGAUAACAUGGUUAUGUUGGCCAGAUCAACACAAAGCUCAUCGAGGCAGUGCCAGUUGUACACCACCCAAAUAUCUUCUGUCCACAGACAGAGAUUAUCAUCACAACAACAGCAGAUAAGAGGAAGUGUGUGAAUCCACAGUCACCACUUGGAAAAACCAUUCUGAAAAACAUGAAAAAGCACAGGAAGAAGCUGUGAGCAUGACAAUGACUUCCAGUCAAACUAAUACUCAGAGCUCAACAACUCUCCACACAACAUCCACGCUGUAGAGCUGCUGUAGAGCUGCUGUAGAGAUGGUAUUGUGUGUAUAUAUGAAAUAAAUAAUUUGUAUAUAUAUUGAAUACUUUUUUAGCAUUAAAAAUAAAACCCCUGAUUAUAAUGUUUGUGUUGUGUGUUUUGUUACAGAAACUGAACCCGCGCUUACCUUCACCUCUCAAUAGAAUGUGUUCACACUGUGUUCACAAGAUUACAGAAAACUAGAGCACAGUAGAUGUUAGACCACCAGCUAAAUGUGAUGAAAUCACAUCUGCACUCUAUAUGUUCUAUACUGUACAUUGCCAAAAGUAUGUAGACACCCAAACAUUCCCUCUGUGGGUGUUAGUUGAACAUGUCAACAACAGCAUUGAUGAGGUCCAACACUGAUGUGGGGUGAUGAGGUAGGUCUGCCUCACAGUCGGUGUUGCAGUUCAUCCCGAAGGUGCUGGAUGGGUUGAGGUCUUCACAACAAACUGAAAGAACCAUUUCUGCAAGAGUUUGUUAAAUUUACAGUAUGCGAGCCUACGGUAAUGUGUCAGAUGUUUCAUCAACCUUUUAUAUCUUCUGUUGCUCCAAUCUCAUAUUCAGAAUGUAACUGAGGUCACUGCUUUUUGUAGUGCUGUUUUUAAGCUCAUUUGCUAGCACAAUAAAUUGUGCAAAAAGUAAAUAUUAGCUGGUGCACUCCACUCAUGUCACAGGCUGCCCCAUUGACAUCAUUGAAAUAACUACAUGAUGUGGAAGACUAGCCUCAGUGUAUCUGUGCUCCAUUCUUAGGCCAUUAUUAUUCCUUAUUCAUAUAAAGGAUUUACUAAAUGGAUCCAAAUAGUUCUCCAUUCAGGUUUGCAGAGGGUAUGCUCACUGAUUAAAGAAGACAACUUAAUGAAAAAUCUCACCUGAGACAAGUCUCAACCACUAAAUUUCUUGAAAUUGUCAUCAAUGAGAACUUGAAGGGAACACGUUAUGAUUACGGCGAUAACACUAUAACAAAAUAUAUUAGUGUAAUAUAUUUGUGGAAAACAGUGACUUUUUAUUUACCCUUACUUCUCAUACUGUACCAUAGUACUAAAAACUACAUGCAAAUUUCUCAGCAUCUUACAGUUUACAUGAACGUGUUCCAAAUAUGUACUUUGAUAUAUAAGAUGCAAUAUAGAUCAUUUCAUUUAUGUUGAAGCUAAUGCACUUCUAAAUCUUCAGUCUUCAUCUUCCCUAACACCUGACAAACAGAAAAAAAGUUUUCAAUCAGACACAGAGGUCCUAACUUACAAAACUCUUCUUUCCGUUUCUUAAUGCUAAAACAUUUCUGUACAGUGUAAAUAAGUUUUCUGUUAUUUGGGAAG
Messenger RNA from Thunnus maccoyii (southern bluefin tuna), 1679 nucleotides. Its product is annotated as C-X-C motif chemokine 2-like. The transcript has 4 exons. Gene Ontology annotation, biological process: immune response. NCBI's taxonomy places the organism in Eukaryota, Metazoa, Chordata, Actinopteri, Scombriformes, Scombridae. Gene Ontology annotation, cellular component: extracellular region. The record is from RefSeq and is a predicted model, not a curated record. Gene Ontology annotation, molecular function: chemokine activity.